Homo sapiens (human) is the source of this 1901-nucleotide messenger RNA. It is a transcript of the gene KIR3DL1, whose product is annotated as killer cell immunoglobulin like receptor, three Ig domains and long cytoplasmic tail 1, transcript variant 2 (alternate allele). Lineage: Eukaryota; Metazoa; Chordata; Mammalia; Primates; Hominidae. Gene Ontology annotation, cellular component: plasma membrane. The record is from RefSeq and is marked reviewed.
AUAACAUCCUGUGCGCUGCUGAGCUGAGCUGGGGCGCAGCCGCCUGUCUGCACCGGCAGCACCAUGUCGCUCAUGGUCGUCAGCAUGGCGUGUGUUGGGUUGUUCUUGGUCCAGAGGGCCGGUCCACACAUGGGUGGUCAGGACAAACCCUUCCUGUCUGCCUGGCCCAGCGCUGUGGUGCCUCGAGGAGGACACGUGACUCUUCGGUGUCACUAUCAUCAUAGGUUUAACAAUUUCAUGCUAUACAAAGAAGACGGAAUCCACAUUCCCAUCUUCCAUGGCAGAAUAUUCCAGGAGAGCUUCAACAUGAGCCCUGUGACCACAGCACAUGCAGGGAACUACACAUGUCGGGGUUCACACCCACACUCCCCCACUGGGUGGUUGGCACCCAGCAACCCCGUGGUGAUCAUGGUCACAGGAAACCACAGAAAACCUUCCCUCCUGGCCCACCCAGGUCCCCUGGUGAAAUCAGGAGAGAGAGUCAUCCUGCAAUGUUGGUCAGAUAUCAUGUUUGAGCACUUCUUUCUGCACAAAGAGGGGAUCUCUAAGGACCCCUCACGCCUCGUUGGACAGAUCCAUGAUGGGGUCUCCAAGGCCAAUUUCUCCAUCGGUCCCAUGAUGCUUGCCCUUGCAGGGACCUACAGAUGCUACGGUUCUGUUACUCACACCUCCUAUCAGUUGUCAGCUCCCAGUGAUCCCCUGGACAUCGUGGUCACAGGUCCAUAUGAGAAACCUUCUCUCUCAGCCCAGCCGGGCCCCAAGGUUCAGGCAGGAGAGAGCGUGACCUUGUCCUGUAGCUCCCGGAGCUCCUAUGACAUGUACCAUCUAUCCAGGGAGGGGGGAGCCCAUGAACGUAGGCUCCCUGCAGUGCGCAAGGUCAACAGAACAUUCCAGGCAGAUUUCCCUCUGGGCCCUGCCACCCACGGAGGGACCUACAGAUGCUUUGGCUCUUUCCGUCACUCUCCCUACGAGUUGUCAGACCCGAGUGACCCACUGCUUGUUUCUGUCACAGGAAACCCUUCAAGUAGUUGGCCUUCACCCACAGAACCAAGCUCCAAAUCUGGUAACCCCAGACACCUGCAUGUUCUCAUUGGGACCUCAGUGGUCAUCAUCCUCUUCAUCCUCCUCCUCUUCUUUCUCCUUCAUCUCUGGUACUCCAACAAAAAAAAUGCUGCUGUAAUGGACCAAGAGCCUGCAGGGAACAGAACAGCCAACAGCGAGGACUCUGAUGAACAAGACCCUCAGGAGGUGACAUACGCACAGUUGGAUCACUGCGUUUUCACACAGAGAAAAAUCACUCGCCCUUCUCAGAGGCCCAAGACACCCCCUACAGAUACCAUCUUGUACACGGAACUUCCAAAUGCUAAGCCCAGAUCCAAAGUUGUCUCCUGCCCAUGAGCACCACAGUCAGGCCUUGAGGGCGUCUUCUAGGGAGACAACAGCCCUGUCUCAAAACCGAGUUGCCAGCUCCCAUGUACCAGCAGCUGGAAUCUGAAGGCCUGAGUCUUCAUCUUAGGGCAUCGCUCCUCCUCACGCCACAAAUCUGGUGCCUCUCUCUUGCUUACAAAUGUCUAGGUCCCCACUGCCUGCUGGAAAGAAAACACACUCCUUUGCUUAGCCCACAGUUCUCCAUUUCACUUGACCCCUGCCCACCUCUCCAACCUAACUGGCUUACUUCCUAGUCUACUUGAGGCUGCGAUCACACUGAGGAACUCACAAUUCCAAACAUACAAGAGGCUCCCUCUUGACGUGGCACUUACCCACGUGCUGUUCCACCUUCCCUCAUGCUGUUUCACCUUUCUUCGGACUAUUUUCCAGCCUUCUGUCAGCAGUGAAACUUAUAAAAUUUUUUGUGAUUUCAAUGUAGCUGUCUCCUCUUCAAAUAAACAUGUCUGCCCUCA